AUGACAGCCAAAUCAAAUAUUGAAGUGUCACAGAAUAAUGAUAAGGAAAUUUUUACCAAAGUUAUACUGCACCUGGAACAUGAAAAGUAUACGUUGUACGACAAGAACAGUCUAAAUCAGAUACGGACUCUUGUCACAACCGUGUUCUGUUCAGGGCGUCUAACAAAACGACUCAUGUAG
Messenger RNA from Enterospora canceri, 180 nucleotides. Lineage: Eukaryota; Fungi; Microsporidia; Enterocytozoonidae. The record is from the annotation of a GenBank genome assembly.